Molecule: messenger RNA, 693 nt
Organism: Vanrija pseudolonga
Lineage: Eukaryota; Fungi; Basidiomycota; Tremellomycetes; Trichosporonales; Trichosporonaceae
Exons: 1
Coding region: 1-693 (230 amino acids)
Source: RefSeq, a predicted model, not a curated record
AUGGGCUGCACAUCCUCUACCCCGGUCGACGACGACCCGCUGGCGCGGCGCGCCAUAGCCCCAGCGGGCGCGUUCGACUUCUCGACUCCGGACGGCAAGCAGCGCGUCGAGCAAUGGCACCGCGCGAUGGCGCCCGAGCUCCCGCCGCUUCUCGACGAGCCGGUACGCUGGGCGGCCGCGCUGCCGUCUUGCCUGUUGGUGAUGCUGUACCUCGUCGACCUGGGGAAGGGGUACCCUGACGUCGCCAUCGCGUUCGGCGACACCAAGGGCAACAUCACCCUCUCUUUCGAGGCGGCGCAGGCGCUCGGCCGCUCGGACGAGGAGCACGCCGAGCUGCAGAAGUCUGUCGCGCGCCCGUGGAUGCGGCUGUGCUACGGCGCCGGUGAGCUCGGGCUCGACCGGCCUGCGCGCAUGGUCGUCUACUACCUCCCGAAGCAGGCAGAGGGGAACAACUUGGACAUCGACUUCGCGUGGACGCUGGACAAGCUCGGCCCCCGGAAGUACCGCGACGACAACGACAACGCCCUCAAGGGCAUCCACGACUGGUACGACGCGCUCAAGGCCGGCGGGGUACCCGCGGCGCAGGCGUACCUUGACAAGUAUAAGAACCCCAACGUCGCUGAGCCGUCGGCGGGCGCGCGGAUCGAUCUCAGUCCUCCGGCGCAGGCGGAGGAGGCUAAUGUGCGUGUGUGA